Durusdinium trenchii is the source of this 1854-nucleotide messenger RNA. The record is from the annotation of a GenBank genome assembly. NCBI's taxonomy places the organism in Eukaryota, Dinophyceae, Suessiales, Symbiodiniaceae.
CAGAUCUUGAGGCUUUAGCUCAGUUGGCACCUUUGCACGCGGCAUGGGGCUGCCAUUUGGGCUAUCCUGGGUGCUGAAGGUGCUCGCGCAUAGCUUGAGUCAGGUACCAGACCAGCACAGAGGCUGAGGCCAAGACCAUUCAACCAUGACGGAUGAUAUGAAAGAGGCGCGCGAGCGCGCUCGAAAGAGGGCAGCUGAGCGCGAGCACAACGCUUACAUGAUGGAUCGAUACGCCGAGCUUGACCGGAUCAAGAAGGAGGCUGAAGACAAGAAAAAGAAGGAGCAGGCCGAGAAAGAGGCGGCCUUGAAGCGAAAAGUUGCAGAAAAAUUGGCCCAAGAGGCACGGCCUCACAAGCUCUUUGUGGCUGGUGAUGCCAAGGGCAAUUUAGAGAAACUGUUCUCCACAGUAGAGGCCCAAGCAGCCAAAGUUGGUGGUAUCGAGGCACUCUUGUGCGUCGGCCGCUUGCUGCCGGACCAGCUUGAAGGAACAGGAGCGCCUUACUUCCUAGGGGAGAAGAAGCCUCCAUUGGAGACCUUUUUCAUCGACAGCAGCCCUGCUUUGCUACAGGCAGCCCCCAUGGGCUGUACACUCUGUGAGCAUUUGCACUUCUUGGGCGGCUACGGGGUGAGAACGAUCUGCGGCCUACGAGUUGCUUUCCUCUCGGGCCACUACGAUGCUGCAAAGUACGAGACCCCCGACGUGGACUUUGUGGGUGGAGCCUUCACUGCUCGUGCGGUGAAGAGGCUGAGGUGCCUGGUGGCUGAGGACAAGUGGAGACGUGGCGUGGAUGUGCUACUUACUACUGCCUGGCCAUCUGGACUGGAUCAGAAGCUGGAGGAGCAAGCGAAGCCCAGCCAAGUGGCAGAAACGCGCCCAUGGCAGGAGGUGGCUGCAGCUCCCUUGGCAGAGCUGUGUUGCGCCAUUGAGCCACGUUACCACCUCUUCGGGACCGCUGACCUGUUUUACCAACGGCCACCCUUCAAGGCUCCUCGCAGAGAACAUGCCUGCAGGUGCAUAGGUCUCGCCCAUGUGGCUUCCAAGCGGAAGUGGCUACACGCGCUGUCGCUCAGCCCAAUGGAUGCAAUGAAAAAGGAGGACCUCCGACAGCUUCCCGCAGGCACGACGCCGUGUCCAUUCCCCAGACGUGAACUGCAGGCAUCCAAAGACCAGGUCAAAGAACCAAAGGCUCUAUCCAAGGAUGCAGCCCUGGGAGAGUUAGCUUUGGAGGCGUUGAAGAAACACGACUUUGCCACAUGGCAUCAGUACUCGGAGCGCUUGAAGGAGAGUGUGGUGUGGCUUGGCAAUGCCAACGCAGACUUCUUUCCAUCGGCAAAAAAGGCUCGCACGGAGACAGAGCCUGAGAGGCGGGAUGAGGCUACUGCCAGUCCCACUGCGCAGUCACCGGUCUCCAGAGAGGAGGAGGAUGAAGAGGAGGAGACACAAGAGGACAUUGCGACGAAGCAACAAGCGCAGGAGAACCUCAGCAAGCCGCCCAAGAAAGGCAUCGUCCGCUACACUUUUCGCGACGAGGGCCUCCUGGGCAUCCGUUUGUCACGGGAUGUGCCACCAUGGAUCCUCGAGGUGCGUGAUGGGACCUUGGCGGCAAGGAAGGCUCCCAAGGUGCCAGUGGGCGGAGUUGUGACAGCCAUCAACGGAUACGACCUCUCUGUGAAAGAGAACCCCAGAGCUCUCAGAGCGCUCGCCAGACGUCCAGUGGUAUUGGAUAUCGAUUGGCCCAUGGACGUCCCGAUGCCUUCUGUGAGUUCAGCGUAGCCGACACCCAGUCACUAGCUUUUGCUUGAUUGAAAGAGUUUUCCAGAACAGUAAAUGAGUGUGGUUCGUGGCUUACCUGG